AUGGUUACCUGCCUAGCUUCUAGGCAUACACGGCCUAAUGUGUGGGUAUAUGACUCGGCCGCAGACACCUAUAUCUGCAAUGAUCCAAAGAGGGCCAAGAAAGGGGGUGUUUACCAUAAUCAGAGGCUUAAUAGGCUUAAAACAGAAGAUGGGACGCCUAUUUGCAAGACUUCGGAUGACACAGGCAUCACCCUUAUUCUAGGGUAUCAGAAUAAGUCUAUAUAUGAGGAUCAGACCUCCCCCCGACUCCCCUUCGCUUCCACCUCAGACAGCCUUCAACACCACUAUGAAGCCUAUAUAGCCUAUACAGGAGGAAUCUGA
Molecule: messenger RNA, 321 nt
Organism: Penicillium maclennaniae
Lineage: Eukaryota; Fungi; Ascomycota; Eurotiomycetes; Eurotiales; Aspergillaceae
Exons: 2
Coding region: 1-321 (106 amino acids)
Source: RefSeq, a predicted model, not a curated record